Messenger RNA from Pseudonaja textilis, 1017 nucleotides. It is a transcript of the gene SURF2, whose product is annotated as surfeit 2. The record is from RefSeq and is a predicted model, not a curated record. Lineage: Eukaryota; Metazoa; Chordata; Lepidosauria; Squamata; Elapidae.
CACGACUUCCGGUACGUUGCAGAAACAUGGCUGGGCUGUUACGCGGGCGAGAAGAAGGAGGAGGAGGAGGAGGAGAAGAAGGCGAGGCGGGAUCGGCGCCGCUUUCCUCCGAGCUGCAGCGUUUCCUGCAGCGGCACCCGAGCUUGCGCGUCCUCCCUCCGGGGAAAAAGGUCCGCUGUACGUUGACUGGCCAUGAGCUGCCUUGCCGGUUGCCUGAACUCCAAGCUUUUACAGCUGGGAAGAGAUACCUGCGCUUGAGUAAGACUUCCGAGGUCUUGGACUACAGCGAGUACGAACCACACAUUGUGCCGAGCACCAAAAAUCCGAAUCAGCUAUUCUGCAAACUCACCCUGCGCCAUCUCAAUAAGAUCCCAGAGCAUGUUCUCCGCCAUGUCCGAGGCCGGCGUUAUCAGAAGGCGCUUCGGCGAUAUGAAGAAUGUCAGAAAGAAGGGCUGGAAUACGUCCCGGCUUCCCUCUUGCAUAAACGCCGACGGCCGCGGCAAGAAACAGACAACGGGCUUUGCGAAAGGAGGGGGAAGCCGAAGGGGGCAUUCUGGGAACCUCCCGCCAGCGAUGAAGGAGGCAGCGAAACCGACGACAGCCUGAGUGACUUGUAUCCAGCCGAGCUCUUCCCAAGGAAAAGUGCCACAGGCAAGGAGACCCCUGACGAAUUUACAAGCGACAGUGACGAAGACCCUGCGAGGCCAGGGGUGGAAAAUGGCAGCCGGGUCGAAAUGAUGGAGGUUGAUUCACAGACAGCCACCAAAAGGAGAAAGAAACAAGUCGGCCCUCGGAAGAAAAAAUUUAAAAAGUGGAACAGAAAAUCUAAAAAGCUUCAAAAGAGAAGUUGACAGAAAUCCAGUCUUUCUGAUGGGCCAAGCUCCAGUUUAGCGUGGCGAGAAGACUUAGAACACGAGAAUGUUGCAUUUUAUUUAAGCAUGGUCCUUUUUUUGGAGGGGGGUCUGGAAUUGUAUACAUGUUGUUGUACUUCCUUUAUAUAUAAAGUUGUUCAACUCU